AUGAGGGGUGGUUAUUGUGAAAAUGCGCCCCCAUCGAUCAAUUCGGCAAUCCUCAAUAUUACGGUUGCUGUUAGCUAUCACAAUGCGACCAUCACUUGCGAAAAAGCACCUCAUGUCUCUCAAGCUACCAGUGAAGUACGCCAUGAAACAUUAUGCGAUUCGGAUGCCGUGGGACGUGUUGUGGACUGGUUGGAUAUGGAUUCGAGCCCAGGUCAGAGGAGGCAAGUAGAUACCAGGGACAUAGAAACCUCGGCGAGGGAGAAUUCACGAGUCAUGGUAGACUCGCCUCCCAUUUGGACUAGCGCUGUAAUCCCAGGGAAAGAACGUUUCUUACCCUCUGGGUAUCGCACUGAUGAUCAGGACCAUGGGCCGUGGAGAGAUUCUUACCGGUCUGAGAAAAAGGAAGUCGAAUCAAAUAGCAUGCAUAAGACCGAUUCAGUAGGAAUGAGCUACAGAGGUGGUCACCCCCAACUCCCCGAACACCUAUAUGAUGACCAUCAUUUUGAUUCAGCUCGGCACCUGGAAUUUCAAAAGUAUUUGAUUCAUGUAGCUGAUGAAGGAUUGGCACUGUCCCAGCAUCACCAUUAUGGACCUUGGAGCCAUUACACUUCUCCAAUCCAUAACUGGCAUUCUCCGCCCGAAUCCUUAAGUAAUAUCCCUGCAUACUUGGAACACCAUUGGCGGUACUUGAAUUAUUACUGGUGGUACUUGAACUAUUUUUCUCAAAAGUUGAACCUUCCUGCGCUCAGGUUGAACAAUCCUCCAGGGAGUGGAGCUCCUUUCAACGAGUUGAAUAAGGGGAACAAUGCGAAAAAUAAAGAAAAGCAGAAUCUCUCGGGGACUGGGGUUUAUUUCAACGAGCGGCAGAGGGGAAACAAAGAGAAAAAUCAAGGGCCCAGAGAACCUUUAGUGAAUGGGGUUAAUCUCAACGAGGUUAAAGAAGGAACCAACGAGAAAAAUAAAGAAGUGAACAUUCCUUCAGAGACUGGUAUUUAUCUCAACAUGGGGAAAAAAGGAGACAACAAGAAAAAUAAAGAGGUUGCCAAUCCUUUUGGAACUGGGGUUUAUCUCAAUGAUUUCAAGAAAGGAAACAAUGAGAAAAAUAAACAAAUGAAGAAUCCUCCAGGGACUGAAGUUUUUCUCAACAUGUGGAAAAAAGGCAACAAUGAGAAAAAUAAAGAGAUGUACAGUCCUUUAGGGACUGGAGUUUAUCUCAACAAGUGGAGAAAAGGAAAGAACCAAAAAAAUAUAGAAAAUAAGGGGGCAGUGGAAGGUAUUUAA
This is a messenger RNA of Puccinia graminis f. sp. tritici CRL 75-36-700-3, 1281 nucleotides long. RefSeq lists its product as uncharacterized. The record is from RefSeq and is a predicted model, not a curated record. The transcript has 5 exons. The coding region runs from base 1 to 1281 and encodes 426 amino acids. Lineage: Eukaryota; Fungi; Basidiomycota; Pucciniomycetes; Pucciniales; Pucciniaceae.